AGAGAGGAGCUGUGUGAGUGGGGCAGUGGGGGGCUGGCCGGGGUCUCGGGAGCAGAGUUUAUUUUAGGAUUCUAAACUGAGCUGAAAUUACUGACCGACUGUUCGUCCACCAGCGAGCAGGGCGGGAUGGACACUAAUGUACCUCUUCUCUCACCCCCUGUGACCUCAAAAGAGAAUGACCCCAUAAGCUCCCCUUUACCAAAACCUCUACCACACCUGAAAGGUCCCCUUCCCAAACCUUCCCAAUCCCUGCAGAACUCCACUCCCACUUCUUCCACAUCGCCUUCUAUCAAGAUGGAUCCAGCAUCUGCACUCAACCCCCCGACCCCAUCCUCUGAACCCCAAUCCCCUCCAGCUCCCACCUCUAACCCCUCCCCCUCCCAUCAACCCACCAGUCUGACGCCCCCUACAGGCCACUCGUCCCGAGCAGGAGGCAAGCGAAGUUUCGCGGCGGUGGCGAAGCAGAUGGUGCUGGAGGGUCGGAUGAAGAAAGAACAGACCAGUAUGCAGGAGGAAGAGGAUGAGACUGAGGAAGAUUUGACAUUUGAGGAAUUACUGGAAAAAGCUAAAGGAGGAGAUCCUAAAGCACAGAGCAAUGUAGGUAAACGCUACCUGAAGCUGGCGCUGGAGUCAGAUACUGAUGCUAACAACCAGCAAGCUGUGGAGUGGCUGCUGCGGGCAGCGAAACAGGGCCGCAAAGAUGCAGCCCGACUACUGCAACGCUGCUGGAUGCAGAAAAAAGGUAUAACAGCAGAGAACGAGGAGGAAGUGCGCAAGCUAUCGACUGAGAGUAAGUUUGAGCAGGCGGUUCGGCGAGCGGCGAUGAUGAUGUACUGGAAACUGAACCCAGACAGGAAGGUGAAAGUGACCACUUCUGAAAUGCUGCAGAACGUCAGUCAGGUCAACACAGGUGCCGUUUGUCCUGGAAUGCCUACUGUCCAAACACAGAGGAAAGUCCUGGAGAACAUGGUGGCUGCUGAUUCCUCCCAGUAUGUAGAUGUGGAGAACUUUGUGGAAAUGACUAAAAACUACGCUCAGGGCAUCUCCCCAAUGAGCAAUGGUUCAGUCCAAAACAGGGGGGACAGCAGUCUGGACAAAUGGCCCUCAGCAUCAGCACCACUGGACCAGGGGGUGUCACCUGUAGUGCAGAAGCGCACACGGAAAAGAAGUUGGGGAACUGGGAUGAUGCUUGACACCAAACGCAGUGGUGCCAUGAAGAGAGCCAUGGACAUUAAAGCUCACUUCCUGGGUCUGCAGUACCCUCUGCACCUCAUCCUGGAGAUGAAAGAGCACUUGGUGGACUGGGCGUCCCGUGCUGGAGUCCAGUGGCUGAGCACCAUCAUCCCUACCCAGCAUGUUAACGCUCUGAUCUUCUUCUUCAUCAUCUCAAACCUGAGUGUCGACCUGUUCGCCUUCACCAUCCCGCUGCUCGUCUUCUACCUGGCCUUCAUCUCCAUGGUGAUCUGCACCCUCAGGGUGUUCCGCAGCAGUAAAGGCUGGGAGAAUUUCAGUGCGCUGACCGCUCUGCUGACCCGCUUCGAACCCGGGCUGGAUGUGGAGCAGGCCGAGACGCACUUCGGCUGGAAUAAUCUGGAACAGUACGUUUACUUCCUGGUGUCCGUGUGCUUUGUGAUCUUCAGCUUCCCCGUGGCUGAUAAGCGCUGGAUUCCCUGCUCCGAGCUUUCCACCGUGGCCGUGUUCUUCACGGCUUUGAGCUACGUGUCCCUCAGCCCGUCCGCGGCAGCGUACGCUCGCAGGGCACUGAUCAUCGAGGUGGCGUCCUCUCUCUGUGCGCUCACCACUCGACUGCCUCAGCAAAUGGCCCUGAGGGUUCUGGGACAAACCUUCACUGUGGUGCCGCUGGGAGAGAGUGUGGAGCUAACGCUCAGUCUGCCGUGCCUCCUCUACAUCUAUCUGUUUUACCUAUUCUUCAGCAUGGCACGCAUGCGUGGCUUCAGGGGCACCUACUGCUUCCUAGUGCCAUACCUGGUUUGCUUCAUGUGGUGGGAGUUCUCUGUGGUUCUGCUUCAGAACUCUACGCCAAUCGGCCUCAUCCGCACCUGCGUUGCCUAUUUCCUGCUCCUGUUUGCCCUGCCUGUUUUGGCCCUGGGACUGGCCGCCAUGCUGCUGAUCCAAAUUGCCAAGUGGUUCCUCGAGCUAGAGCUCACCAAGAUGUUGGUUACGCUGGCGGUUUGUGCCGUUCCUGUCACUCUGAGACUCUGGACCCGAUUCAGUCUGUCAAUCCUGAAGGUCAUGCGCUCCAUCACCCACCGUGGCCCUGUGAAGCUCAUCCUGCUCUGCCUCACCACCGUAGUGUUGAUGUGUGGCACCUACGUCUACAACACUGAGGGACUGAAGGUGUAUAACUCCACCCUUACCUGGCAGGAGUAUGGGUCGCUCUGCGGGCCACCUGCAUGGAGCAGACAGGGCAUGGCUCAGACCCAGCUCUUCUGUAGCCACCUGGAAGGCCAUCGGGUCACCUGGACCGGAAAGUUUCGUCACAUCCGGGUGGCCGAGACAGAAAACGGAGCUCAGUCUCUCAUCAACCUCCUGCCGGUUUUCAUGGGCGACUGGUUGAGGUGCCUCUACGGCGAGGCAUAUCCCACUUGUUCGCCACAGAAUGCUAGUGCACCUGUGCAGAAUGCUAACACCUAUCUUGAGGACCCAGAAAAUGUGAACAUCUCUCUUCUUCUCCAGAAGCAGGAGGAGGAGCAGCUCUGUCGCAUCAAAUCUGUGGCCAAGCACCAGUGUCACGUCAAACGCUUCGAUAGCUAUCGCUUCGAGGUGACUGUCGGUCGGCCGGUGGAUGGAGUCAACGAGAAGGACGACCCAGCCGGUGACAUCGUCCUCUCCGCAAGUCACGAGUUCCAGCAGGUCCUGCUGAAUCUGGACCCGGGCAGCAUGGUGGAGUUCAGCACUAAGAUCGAAGGGAAGCUAGGGACUAAGCUGCCCGUUUUUGAACUGAAGGCAAUCCACUGCCUGGCAUGUAAAUCCUCACUGCUGCCUGAGGGACGGCAGGUAAAGAUUGAGCGCAACUGGAGGAAGAGCACUCAGUCAGCCGUGAAGUUCGCCUUCGACUUCUUCUUCUCGCCUUUACUCUCCGCCAAGAUCAGCGUGUGACAGAGAGCAAGAGGAGAGCAGGACUGUUUUUGAGCGUCGUCCUCCCGACCUAAAGUGACUCCAGUAUAGAGGAAGUCUUUGUGGAGAAAACUCCAUACUAUGGCUUGGAGACUGAAGUGAUGAAAAAGUUCAUCACUUCUGAGGUUAAAUUCUGGAGUAACGCUCAGGAUUACUUUAGAAUCCGUGGCCAGGAGGGUCCUCAUUUUAUGCGCUUUCAGAGGAGUGUUUCCGCUACAUACAGUACAUUUUGCAGUGGCCCUUCGUAAUCACAAAACUUGAUAAAGGGCUUUAAUUUGAUUUUUAGAAUUUACAGUUGAAAAGACAUCCACUUUUCACUAUGCAAUGUAAAACCCAUUGCACACUAGUGCCGGCACUGUGUGUUGAAGCACAGACUCCAGGCGUUGUUAGAUCAAUUUACAUAGAGAAUACCUCUAUGCUAAACAAACAUAUGCUAAAGUUAGCGUUGUACAGCUUGUAUCUUUCAACUGGAAAAUACCCAGUUUGUGAGGAGGUAGUGAACUGAGUAAACUCAUUUUUUUCAUUUCAACUGUGCAAGUAGAAUGUAAAGAUGUGCUUAAACUUGUUGGGUGUAGGCUCCCUGCCAGCUCUCUCCCUCACUACCUGCUCUAUACUGUAUACAGCAGUGCUGGCAGGGGCCAGGGGAUGGGCGUGGGGUGGGCACUGUGAAUGAAUGCCCUGUAUUGCCACUUAAAA
Molecule: messenger RNA, 3834 nt
Organism: Astyanax mexicanus (Mexican tetra)
Lineage: Eukaryota; Metazoa; Chordata; Actinopteri; Characiformes; Acestrorhamphidae
Gene: wfs1a
Product: Wolfram syndrome 1a (wolframin)
Exons: 11
Coding region: 127-3120 (997 amino acids)
Biological process (GO): calcium ion homeostasis; endoplasmic reticulum unfolded protein response
Cellular component (GO): endoplasmic reticulum; endoplasmic reticulum membrane
Molecular function (GO): protein binding
Source: RefSeq, a predicted model, not a curated record